UUUUCCGUGGUGCGGUGGGUGGCUAGUUUUGUUAUUAAAUUUGAACACAUGUUUUCAGAACAAAAUUAAAAUUUGUUCUACCAAAGAAUACUUGAUAAAAACCGUCUACUCCAAUUACCCCAUGGACCGAACAACGGAAUCUGUAACCUCCUGGGAUGUGAAUAAAGUACAUGCCUGGCUUUCUUCUCUUGGUUAUUCCUCAUAUGAAUCACAACUAAAAGAACAAGGUAUAAGUGGGGAGAUCUUGGUUCAUUUAGACCAUGAAGCACUCAAAGACCUUGGUAUACGUUCGGUCGGCCACCGAGUUUCCAUACUGAAGGCUAUAUAUAACCUGAAAAUACAGCAUAAUAUACCUGUCGAGAUUGGCGAAUAUAUUCCUCCUUCUGCAGAAUUUGAAAGUGCAAUGAGCGUUACGAAUGGAAUUCCAGACCUUCGUAAAAUUGAAAGCGCAAUUCAAGAGAGAGAUGCAUUGAUUUCACAUUUGUCGAAAGAAAUUCAAAAAUUAUCAACUGACUUAUCAAGAUUACGAGAUGACUUUUGGAAAAUGGCUAAAGAAAAUAAGCCAUUACCUGAGCCGGAAAGAAGUCCUAAUAAAAUGAAGUAUGGUAACGUAAAGGCAAACCUGUCCGUUACAGUUCCUGGCAUAAGUAUAACAAACUACUCGAAAUCACCGACAUAUUCAUCGGAUGGUUCAAGUGCGCCACCUUCUCCUCACUCACCACGCGAUGGAAAUCGUAACCGUUAUCACAAUAAUGAUUUUGAUAAACCAAACACGCCUCAAGUAACAAUCAAUGACACGCAAAAUGGUUCCAUAAAAUUUUUUGGUAACAAUCAAAAUGCUAAUGCUAAUCGAGAAGCUGAAUCUUAUAAAAGUUUUCGAGUGUCACUUGAAGAUCCGUGUUACAAAGUCCUACCGGCUGCUCUAAAAAAAUAUAAAAUUACAGAUGAUUGGCGUCAAUAUGCAUUAUUCAUCUGUUACGGAAGUCCAGAUCACACGACAGAACGUUGUUUGAGCUAUGAUGAAAAACCUUUAUUAUUAUUCCAAAAAUUAAAGGAAGCGAAUCAAAAUCCAGUUUUUAUGUUAAAAAAUAUUAAAGAGAUUAAAUCACCUGUUGCUACAGCUGAGGAAAUUAUUAAUUCAUUGAAGGCAAAUAAAUCGAAACGACGUACAACUCAAUUUUUAAACAAAGAAUUGCCACCAGCGCCUGACGAAAAUUAUCCAAUGCCUUCUUCAAAUCAACAAUCCUCUGAAUAUCAAACAUCAAAUGAUUAUUCUGUGGAUCUGGUGGAGGGUAAUGGCACAGCAGUUGCUAUUUAUCCAUACGUUCCAGAACUUGAUGAUGAACUUAAUGUAAUUGUUGGAGAUGUUUUCAAAAUUAGAAGCAAAGAUGGUGGUUGGUGUUUUGUCGAAAAGGAUGGUCAAACUGGAUGGGUUCCAGCUAAUUUCUUGCUUGAAACAAGCGUAAAUGGAGGGGAUAUGAUGGAUGAUGAUAGUCCAUAUGUUGGACGAGGCGUUGCUUUAAUUGAUUAUGAAGAACUCAAUAUAAAAAAAGAUGAUACGCUUCGUAUAUAUAAAAAACAAGAUCAUUGGUUAUAUUGUGAAAUUAAUGAUGAGCGUGGCUGGGUACCAAGUUGGUACGUUAGGAUUGAUAAAGAUCUCAUCUAUGAAGACGAAAGUGAGGUGGAUCCUACAAGUCCAAGAAGAAAUGGUUAUGAAAGUGGACAGCGUUCACCUUAUUUCCUGCACCACACAAUGGGCACUCCGAUAAGGAAUAAUUAUAACCACAAUGAUUAUUCCUUUGCACAUCACUUUGGCGAAGGCUUCUUAAUUUGAGAAAGAAAAAACAGAACUUUUCACAUUUAUACUUAAGAACAAUUCUUUUUAUCACGAUUCCUUCUAUGAUAUCUUUGUACAAAGAUGGAGAAGAUGUCAUUACAUUAAGGAAACCGGAAUUUUCUGUAUAAAUAAUUAA
Molecule: messenger RNA, 1973 nt
Organism: Rhizophagus irregularis DAOM 181602=DAOM 197198
Lineage: Eukaryota; Fungi; Glomeromycota; Glomeromycetes; Glomerales; Glomeraceae
Source: RefSeq, a predicted model, not a curated record